UUAUUUUUUUACUUUCAGGCCAAUCAUGUAUUUUGUUGUGGAGUUCCUUGACAACUCUGUUGGGAUUGUAAGCAACAGCUGGACUAAUGGUGACAAUUCGAUGACCUUCUGGCCACCUUAUGCAGAUCCAAAUAAAUUUAAAAUGGCUCUAUUAACACAUGCAGUCCCUGGACCAGCGUGGACCACCCACACCAUCACAGUUUUGGGCACUGCAGAUGACUAUGAAAAGGCGAGAAAAAAGGCCAAAAUGGCAGAAACACAUUUAGCUGUCGCCAGUGAGCCUGAGGAGUUGGAGAGAUGCCAGCGUUCAAGACAACCAACGAAACGUUACAUCACCCUGCCUGAGCCUGGACCAAGUAGACCAUUGCCACCAGUUCCACCAGCAGCGAUGAACCUGACUCUUAUGAGCCCACCCCCACCACCUUCACCAGUGAGGCAGCCAUCAUUGUCCUCAUCAAGUUCACACUCAGGCCAAGCCCAUCACAUGGACACCCAGCUGUUGAGCCCACCUCAACCCCUCCCAAUUCACCCCCCUUUGAGGCAGCCAUCAUCAUCCUCAAGAAAUCCAUCUGAACAAGUGGACGACCAACUUAGUCCACCCCUCCCUAUUUACCCACCUGCAAGGCAGCCAUCAUUAUCCUCAGGCCUUGAGAGAUAUUUGGUCUCUACGCUGGAGGAGAUUAAGGAUAGGCUGUCUGCAUUGGAGCGGACGGUGACAAUGUUGGCCAGAUCAGGCAGCAACAAACACGCAAAGCUGCCAGACAACUUGGAGCUACCUCUCCAGAACUUCCAGGACCUCAAUGGACUGGAGGAAAAACUGGAGGACAGCCCCUACCAAAAAAGAAUUGGUAUGUAUAUUGGUUUCUAA
This is a messenger RNA of Neoarius graeffei (lesser salmon catfish), 868 nucleotides long. Its product is annotated as YLP motif-containing protein 1-like. The transcript is spliced from 6 exons. Lineage: Eukaryota; Metazoa; Chordata; Actinopteri; Siluriformes; Ariidae. The record is from RefSeq and is a predicted model, not a curated record. Bases 26 to 868 code for a protein of 280 amino acids.